Molecule: messenger RNA, 1687 nt
Organism: Spinacia oleracea (spinach)
Lineage: Eukaryota; Viridiplantae; Streptophyta; Magnoliopsida; Caryophyllales; Amaranthaceae
Product: FK506-binding protein 3-like
Exons: 2
Coding region: 1-561 (186 amino acids)
Source: RefSeq, a predicted model, not a curated record
AUGAUUAGUUUAAUUGAGAAUUUAGAACACAUUAACAACUCAUGUCCUAAUAUAAAUUAUAAUGCAUUUUUACUGUUUAACAGGCAGGAAGUUAUCGAAGAAGAUGAGAACAUUAACAAUGAUGAAAUUGUUGCAUCUCCUCCGAAAAGAAUGAAGAGAAAAAGCAUCGCACCAAAGACAAAAGUGCGAUCAGUGACCAUUGAGAAACAAGAUGAAGAUCCGGUGGAAAAAGACGAUGAAGAAACAGAUGAUGAUAUACUGAUUAGUCAGUUCAGAGUGGCAAGGACACAACCACCAAGAAAAAGAACAAAAAAGCAAGAGAAAAAGGAUGAAAAAGAUGUUGAAAAAAGAGGAAAGGGAGUGGUACAGAAAAAGGCAGCAAAGGCCUUGGGAACAAGAACCCCAACAAGAAGAAGCUUAAGAGUACAAGAAAGUGUAAAAGCUGUUGAAGAAGAGGAGGAAGAGAGAGAGAUUGUAAAGGAAACAAAAAGGAAAGUUGGGAGAAAGCCCCGUAAAACAGUGAAGAAAGAAGAAUCUGACAUCAGUGAAGAAGAUGAAUAAGAUGAUGAAAAUUAUGAGGCGGAUGAAGAAGAAGUAGAAGAAGAAGAAGCGGAAGAGGAGGAAAAGCCAUUCAACAAGAGAAAGAGACAACAAUUAGAGAUUGUGACAAGAGCAGAAAAAAACAAAGGAAAAUUAAGGAAAAUCGAAGAGGAUGAUGAUGAUUAUCUGGAGAUAUUGGAGGUUGAUGAGGAUACAAAGCCGAUUGUUCCAAAGCAAAAGAAAAAGGUGGUGUUGUAUCAGAAGAUUCCCCCAGCGCAAUUGAUAGAACUUAUCAAGAUAAUGCCUGACGAGCACAAGGAAGCUGUCAGGAAAAUUGGAUUUGGGGGAUUUCUGAGUCUGAACAUGGCAAAUCACAAUUCAGCGUUGGCAGAUUACAUAGUGUCAAGCUCAAAUGUAGAUCGACAGUCAAUAGUUCUGCCUGGAAGUGGUAAAAUUUUUGUCACACCUGAAGAUGUUCAUCAGGUGUAUGGUGUACCAUUGGGAGGUGAAGAGAUUGUGGAGCCAGAAAAUGAAGACAUUGAUGAUAAUUAUGUAGAGUUCUUAGAAACAUGGAGGAAAAGUUUCAAACUGAAGAAGGGAAGCCCAACAAACUUGCCACUAAUUUCUAGAAUAAAGGAUGUUGUUCCUAAGUUUUGGUUGAUGACACACACAUAUUGCAAACUUCCUGAUUAUGGUUGCUAAAUGACUUUGAACAGGUAAAUGCCCAAGUUUCUAUUAGGAUAGGAACUUGAAUCAGAUGGUGAAGUUCCUGAUGUACACUUGGAACAGUCACUGGAGUUCCAGAGCUGGAAGUUGUAUUUGUUCCAGUUUGAAGUCACAAGAGGAGCAACACAGUUACAUAUCAAGAGUUCCGAAUAUUCACAAGAACUAUUACAGACUCAUGGCAACGAGUUCCUAUUUAAACAUAAGAGGAACUCAUUAUUGUUCCUGAGCUGGAACAAGUGAAGCUUCAGAGUUGAAUGCCUCACCAAAGGAAAGACAUAUAUGUCUAGGUAGUUUAUCUUGCUUAGAUUAUAUGUAAUAUAUUAAUAUGUUAAGUAGUAUAUAAGGAACUAGAGGAACUUGGAUUACUCGUGUGUUUUUGUCAAAAUAUCAAGCAACACAGUUUUAAGGAAAAUACUUUAAA